Molecule: messenger RNA, 2645 nt
Organism: Osmia bicornis bicornis
Lineage: Eukaryota; Metazoa; Arthropoda; Insecta; Hymenoptera; Megachilidae
Gene: Tsr1
Product: pre-rRNA-processing protein TSR1 homolog
Exons: 12
Coding region: 60-2522 (820 amino acids)
Biological process (GO): ribosome biogenesis; maturation of SSU-rRNA from tricistronic rRNA transcript (SSU-rRNA, 5.8S rRNA, LSU-rRNA); endonucleolytic cleavage of tricistronic rRNA transcript (SSU-rRNA, 5.8S rRNA, LSU-rRNA)
Cellular component (GO): nucleus; preribosome, small subunit precursor
Molecular function (GO): GTPase activity; U3 snoRNA binding; GTP binding
Source: RefSeq, a predicted model, not a curated record
AUGUGUUAAUGAAUGUGUAGCCAACUUCACUGCGACAACUUCGAUCCAAAGCCAUUAAAAUGUUGUCCGCAAAGGACGAACGUUUACUUCAAAAAGGUGCUAUUAUUGCACUCCACAAAGCUGGAAACAGCAAUGUGGAAAUUGCAAAAAUAGCCCAGUGUUCGGUUCGUACCGUUCAAAGAUAUGUAGUAAGGUAUUCCGUUUAUGGUACCGAAGGACUGGUGGACUUGCGUCAACUAAACAGAGGAAAACCUGGAGUAAAAGUUGCGUCGAAACGGAUUCGUAAGAAUCUUGGUAAAGAUGCACGAAGACAUCAGUCCUCCCAAAUUAGACAAAAGAAGAGAGAAGAGGUAUUGCAACAGAAAAGGGAUUUUGGUGGAUCCCAGUCAGCACCUAUUCUUGUAUGCAUUAUCCCGUUGCAAGAAGACUUAGAUACUCAGAAUAUAUUAUCAGUAUUAACAAAAGCAGACGAGACUGCAGUUGUAACAAACAGUCCUUGCGGUAUAACACAUUUAAGCAUACCUAGAUUUAAACAGAGAUUUUCUGUUAUUGUACCACCAGUUGGCAAUGUGUUCGCUACCUUGGAUGCAGCAAAAAUAUCUACGACUAUUCUUUUUGUUGCUUCUGCUAUAAAUCAGGAUGAUAAAAGCCCAAAACACGAGGUUCUUGAUAAUUGGGGCAGAGAAAUUAUUUUGCCUUGCGUUGCUCAAGGCUUGACUACUCCAGUAGUAGCACUUACAAACAUGGAAAGUCUUCAUAUAAAGAAACGUCAAGAUUUUAAAAACUACAUACAAUCUGAAAUUUCCAAAUGGCUUCCAGAAGAAAAAAUUUGUCCUUUGGACACUUCUACCGAUGCUUUAAACGUAUUAAGAAAAGUCGGUUCUCAGAAACAAAGGACCGUAUCGUACAGGAGUAAGAGAGCACAUUUAUUGGCAGAAGAAAUAAAGUUCAAGUGUAAUGAAGACUCAACAGACCUUGGAACUCUCACAGUCUCAGGAUACUUAAGAAAUGUACCGUUAUCAGUUAACAGUAUAAUACAUAUACCUGGAUUUGGGGAUUUUCAAAUGUCUCAAAUUGAUGCUCCAGAGGACCCAUACCCCAUAGAAAAGAAAGCAAGGAAACAUUGCAAUAAAAUGGACGAGGAACCAUCUGUUAGGGUUCUCGAACGUGCUGAUCCAAAGAAACAAGAAUCUCUUGAAAGUGAAAACGUACCUGACCCUAUGGAUGCUGAACAAACUUGGCCCACAGAAGAAGAAUUAGCUCAGGCUGGAGCUGCACAGAAAAAGAAAAUCGUGAAAAGAGUUCCAAAGGGCACAUCUGAAUAUCAAGCAGCUUGGAUCCCUGACGAGGAUGGAGAGGAAUUGAGCGAGUACUCGGAUGAAGAAUCGGAAGAAAAAAUGUCUGUCGAUAUAAAAUCUGAACCAGACAGUGAUGCAGGGACAGAAGAAGACGAGGAGGAGUAUGAUACAAUCACGAUAUCAGAAGCUCCUGAUGAACAGCGAUACGACCAAAAUAUUGAUAUGGUAGAGGAAAAGGAAGCAAUAGAAAAAUUGAAAGAAGCAAAAUUAGAUGCACAGUUCCCUGAUGAGGUUGAUACACCCCAAGAUAUUUUGGCAAAACAGAGGUUCCAAAAAUAUCGAGGACUAGAGUCGUUCAGGACGAGUCCCUGGGAUCCAAAAGAAAACCUGCCUAGUGAUUAUGCUCGAAUAUUUCAGUUUGAAAAUUUCGAUCAAACGCGCAAGCGUAUAUUUAAAGAGUGUCAAGAAAUAGAAGGAGCUAUGCCUGGUUGGUACAUCACGAUUCACAUAACAAAUGUUAGAAGAACCCUCUUCACUGCAUUUUUCACAUUGGAGAACCGCCCGUUAGUGGUAUUCGGUUUACUACCGAACGAACAUAAAAUGUCCGUCUUAAACGUGGUACUUAAACAUACCAAUACUCUUUCGAUACCAAUAAAAUCCAAGGAACGAUUGAUAUUUCAAUGUGGAUUCAGAAGAUUCGCCAGUCGUCCGAUAUUUAGUCAGCAUACAAAUGGAAAUAAACACAAGUAUGAACGGUAUUUCCAACCGGAGAGCACGAUUGUAGCAAGUAUGUUUGCACCGAUUACAUUCCCUCCCUGUCCAGUUUUGUGUUAUGUUGAAAAAUUAAAUGGAUCUUUGGCACUAGUCGCAACUGGUAGUGUGUUAUCUGCAAAUCCAGAUAGGAUAGUUGUAAAAAGAGUGGUCCUCAGUGGCCACCCGUACAAAGUUCAUAAGCGGUCAGCGGUUAUAAGAUUCAUGUUCUUCCACCGAGAGGACAUAAAUUGGUUCAAGCCAGUCGAAUUGCGAACCAAAUAUGGACGCAGAGGACACAUAAAAGAGCCAUUAGGUACACAUGGUCACAUGAAAUGUGUAUUCAAUGGGCAGCUGAAGUCACAAGACACAAUCCUAAUGAAUUUAUACAAACGUGUGUUUCCUAAAUGGACAUACGAACCAUUAUUGUUAACGGAAUCAUCACACGAGGAGCAGAGUAUGAAUGUAGAAUAAAAUUUAUUGGUUUGUAAUAUUUAUAAUGAUAAACUGUAUAUAUAAGCAUAUACAUAUAUGUUUAAAUAUGUAUAAAAACGUAAAAUAAAUUUUGUUUGGUAAUUCAUCAUUUCUACAGAUAUA